Messenger RNA from Malania oleifera, 1893 nucleotides. Its product is annotated as calcium/calmodulin-regulated receptor-like kinase 1. Gene Ontology annotation, molecular function: protein kinase activity; ATP binding. The transcript is spliced from 8 exons. Lineage: Eukaryota; Viridiplantae; Streptophyta; Magnoliopsida; Santalales; Ximeniaceae. Bases 369 to 1661 code for a protein of 430 amino acids. The record is from RefSeq and is a predicted model, not a curated record. Gene Ontology annotation, biological process: protein phosphorylation.
AUGUCCUGAUUGAGACCAUGUCAACAUUUGAAAACAGAGCAUUUUUUUUUUUUAAUGAGAUUCUGUUCUGACUCCUAAGCUCGACCAAAUCUGAAAGGGUGUAGUGGAAUAAUCCCGCAGUAUAUGCUACUGUUUUGCAGCUAUUUCUCUGAUCGAAUACAAAACAGAAAUACCCUCCAAAAGAAAAAUGAAAAUGAUUACAAGGGAUAAAGCAAAACCCUUUCUCCAAAUCCAAAAUCAAAGAAGUUGCAAGAAAACAGUGUUUUCUUACUUCAUCAGGUGAUCGGCUCAUUGAACCCGUCGCCUGCUCACUGGUCGCUGGGUGGAGCAGAUGAAAGAAUAGGGAAGAGUCUGCUGAGGUUUGGGAAAUGAAGGGAAUAUCAUGGGGUCUCAUAAUUGGGGUUUCUGUGGGAGUGAUAAUUGGGGUGAGUUUGGCAGUUUCUGCCCUAUUCUGUAUUAGGCAUCGGAGGAAGAGUUCCCAGAUAAGGUGCAACAGUUGUCGGAGGACAACAACGAUCCCCAUCCGUGUCAAUGGGUUUGAUUCUUCUACUGUAUUGUCAGACUCCACCAAUGGCCAGGACUCACCGAGAAAAUCUGAUGUGAACAGCAUGUUCCUGCGGUUAGAAGGGCAUCUAAAAAAGAAUUUAGCCUCAGCAUCUGGGGUUCCAAAGUAUUCUUACAAAGAUAUACAAAAAGCAACUUAUAAUUUUACAACAGUAAUAGGCAAAGGGGCAUUUGGUCCUGUCUACAAAGCUCAAAUGGCAACUGGCAAGACAGUUGCAGUUAAAGUGCUCGCUACUAACUCUAGGCAAGGAGAAAAGGAGUUCCAAGCGGAGGUUCUGUUACUUGGAAGAUUACACCACAGAAACCUUGUUAACUUGAUUGGAUACUGUGCGGAAAGAGGGCAGCAUAUGCUUCUGUAUGUGUACAUGAGCAACGGCAACCUUGCUUCCCAUUUAUAUCGUGAAAAUUGCAAGCCAUUAAGCUGGAAGUUGAGGGUUUGCAUGGCAUUAGAUAUAGCACGGGGUUUAGAAUAUCUGCAUUAUGGGGCUGUUCCUCCUGUAGUUCACCGCGACAUCAAAUCUUCCAACAUAUUGUUAGAUCAGUUCAUGAGAGCCAGGGUUGCUGACUUUGGGCUUUCAAGAGAAGAGAUGAUUAAUCCACACGCAUCUGAUGUCAGGGGAACCUAUGGGUAUCUUGAUCCUGAGUAUAUGUCAACCCGGACCUUCACAAAGAAAAGUGAUGUUUAUAGUUUUGGAGUCCUCCUCUUUGAACUAAUUACAGGCAGGAAUCCACUACAAGGUCUUAUGGAAUAUGUGGAGCUGGCAAUGAUGGAUACAGAAGGUGAAGCAGGGUGGGAGGAGGUUGUGGACUCUCGUAUUGAUGGAAGUUUUGAUGUUCAAGAACUCAAUGACGUCGCUUCCCUUGCUUACAAAUGUAUUAAUCAUGUCCCAAGAAAUCGACCAUCUAUGAGAGAUGUUGUUCUGGUGCUAUCUCGAAUUCAUAACCUGAGACAUAGUAGGAAGGGUAUGAAGCAUACUUUGCCCCCUACUGUAGAGGAAGUCAGUGUUGAAGUGGAUGAGUCGAAGAGUACUGCCACUAAUGUAAUUGAGUUUCAAAGAGAGUCUGUUGACAGCACAAAAGAAUACCUGGAAAUUUGACUGCUGCUAUUUUAUUUGUUCAUUUUUCUGCGGUCCUUUUUGGAUUUGUGAUAUAACAUGAUUAACCAUGGGGGAAUUGGGGACAGCUGAUCUGCUGCAAAUUUUGAGGUCUGGAAUCUAGCUGAGAUGAUGUUGUGUCUGCGUCUUAACUCAAUGUACAGAGUCCCACUGAAUUUUUUUUUUUUAUUUAAAAAAAUUGAACUAAAGAGAAUGAAAUCGGCUAUUUUCUGAA